AUGGCAUUGAAACUCUCCUACUUCGAUAUCCGCGGACUUGCCGAGCCCAUCCGGCUUCUUUUGGUCGACAAACAAGUCGCCUUUGAGGACCACCGUAUCAGCCGCGACCAAUGGGCUGAGAUCAAGCCAAAGAUGAUCUUCGGACAAGUCCCAUGUCUUUUGUCAGGAGACGAGGAGCUCGUUCAAUCUGGGGCCAUUCUCCGUCAUCUCGCCCGUGUCCAUGGACUCAACGGAACAAACGAGACAGAGACAACCUUCGUCGAUAUGUUCUUCGAAGGAAUCCGUGAUUUGCACAACAAGUACGCUCAGAUGAUCUACGGAAACUACGAGAACGGCAAGGACGCCUACAUCAAGGAUACUCUUCCAGGGGAACUCGCCCGUCUUGAGAAGCUCUUCCGUACCUACAAGAAUGGAGAGCACUACGUUGCUGGUGACAAGGAAAGCUAUGCCGAUUAUGUUCUUUUCGAGGAACUCGAUAUUCAUCUCAUUCUCUCACCAACCGCUCUCGAUGGAACUCCAGUUCUCAAGAAGUUCCAUGAGAGAUUCGCCGAGCGCCCGAACAUCAAGGCUUAUCUCAACAAGAGAGCCGCAAUCAACCCACCAGUCAACGGAAACGGAAAGCAAUAG
This is a messenger RNA of Caenorhabditis remanei, 627 nucleotides long. RefSeq lists its product as uncharacterized. Gene Ontology annotation, molecular function: glutathione transferase activity. The transcript is spliced from 3 exons. Bases 1 to 627 code for a protein of 208 amino acids. Gene Ontology annotation, biological process: glutathione metabolic process. The record is from RefSeq and is a predicted model, not a curated record. NCBI's taxonomy places the organism in Eukaryota, Metazoa, Nematoda, Chromadorea, Rhabditida, Rhabditidae. Gene Ontology annotation, cellular component: cytosol.